UAUUGUUUUUUUUUAAUAAUAAAUGAAUAUAUAAAAAAAAUGGAGAGUAAAAAUUCAGCAGUUUUAAACGUAGUGUCGGAGCAAAAAGAUAUUUCGUCCAUACUUAAAGAUAAGGCUAAAGAUCUAGACCGAUCCAGUGUGUGUAGCGAAUCAACAUUUGAUAACGAUAAUUCGUUGGUUCAGUCACCUAGUAUAGAGAGCUUUUCCACAAUACAAGAUAUAGAAAAUUUAUCGGAAUUAAACAUGGACGAAGAUACAGAUCUUUAUGUUAAAAUUGAUAAUCCGGAAAAGCACUUGGAAACAUUGGAAACGUAUAUAACGUUUCGCAUAAGCACUAGGGUAGCUAGGAUCGAGUUUACCUCUCACGAAUACGUAGUUAGAAGACGCUACAAUGAUUUUUUGUGGCUUAGGCAAAAAUUACUUGAGUGCCAUCCGUUUUCUAUUAUACCUCCUCUGCCAGCAAAACAUUCGUUAAUGGGCCAGUUAGAUCGAUACAGCAAAGAUUUUAUUUUAUUAAGAAUGAAAUUCUUGAAUUUGUUUUUAAACAGGAUCUGUAGCCAUCCAAUAUUAAGUUGUAAUGAGCAUUUUAAAUUAUUUUUAACAGCUAAUCAUAUUGAGUUUGCAGCUCAUAAAAGAAAAAGUUCAUCUUCGAGCAGUUCUAAUGGAAUUAUACCUGUAAACCAAGUUAUUUCUUCACAUUCCGCUCUGAAAACCACUAACAUAGAGUUUGAUAAGACUAAAUCAUAUUUAAGUACAUUAACAGACAAACUGAGCUCGAUAGAAAGAAUAUCUUACAGGAUAAACAAGGAAAGACAAGAUUUAAUUUCAGAUAUAAACAAUUUUUACCCGAUUUUCACUAUGUGGUCGGCCAAUGAGCCUGAACUGGCUGUAACUUUAGAAAACAUUAGUCACGCUAUAGAGAGAAGCACAGCAGCACAAGGGGCUCUGGUUCAUAGCUAUCCCAACACUAUGACAAAUCCGAUAAAAGAUUUUUUACAGUACAUUGAAGUAGUUCAAGAGACUUUAAGAAAAAGGGAAUCGUAUCAGUCUGCUUAUGAGUGUUCUUUGGAGGAAUUGAAUAAGAGGCAUGGUGAAAAGGACAAGUUGUUAGCGAUGUCUCAGAACCCUAGUCAGAGUUCAGGUAGUUUUACUUUGUGGAAACAGCCUUCUAACGAUGAUAAAUUAGAAAAAUUAGGAACACAUAUUCCCCAGUUGUUAAAAAAAGUAGAAUCCAGCCAGGAUAGCCUGGAAAUGGCCAAUGAAUGCUUGAGAAGCGAUUUAGAGUAUUGGCAACAGGAAAAAUUGAGGUGUGUAAAAAAAAUCUUGCUGGAUUUUGUUACGAAGCAGAUACAUUUCUAUGAAGCUUCGGUGAAUGCUUGGGAGUAUGUUACUAACGAAAUAAGUAAAGAAAAUGUCGCUUCACACAGGGCGAAUUCUAGUACCAAAUGAUAUAGGAAGAAUUUUAUUUUGCUUUAAAUUAGGAUAGGUAUAUAUCGAUAUUAGAUCUCGUUUUCUACAUUCCAAAUAUUUAUCUUUGUUUUUUUUAAGUUUAUUAUAGAGGAUUAAUUUAAAUUAACUAUUGAUAGGAGAUGUUUAAAAAAAGAUUUAUUUAAUUCGAAUAUAAUAACCAAAUUUAUUGGUUUGGUUUCAAAGAAUAAUGUAAUAUAGGAAGAGUUUUUUUCU
Molecule: messenger RNA, 1683 nt
Organism: Sitophilus oryzae (rice weevil)
Lineage: Eukaryota; Metazoa; Arthropoda; Insecta; Coleoptera; Curculionidae
Product: sorting nexin-7-like
Exons: 5
Coding region: 40-1449 (469 amino acids)
Molecular function (GO): phosphatidylinositol binding
Source: RefSeq, a predicted model, not a curated record